GCACGCGACAAUAACAUAAUAUGUAAUAUUAUUUUCGACGAUCCGUGACAAAACCAGUAGUCACUCGAACACGUUUGGGACGAUAAACAUUCGACGACAACGGUGUAACAUCGUCACAUCGGUUGCCGACGAUUCGUCGUGUCGUGCCCGAAAAUACGACUUCAUCACGGGCGUUAUUAGAUACAAUUAUUAUUAUUAUCAUCGUCGUCGUAGGUACGUCGAGACGCGGCGCAAGACUAUCGCGUAUUAUUGGCGUCUGUCGGACUCGUGGCUCGUGCCGUCGUCGUGUAUUACGUAAGCGUAUUUUCACCGACUCGGCGGCAGUCGCGGUCGCAGCAGCUGUUGUCGACGGGAAUCAAACGGAACAGCGUACAGCGGCUGGUGACCACCGGUACGUCGUCGCGGUUUUGGUGGGUAGUGGGUACAGUGGACGGCGCACGCCACCUCCAAUCGGCAUGACAGCGUCGAAUCGACCCGCCGACGAACGUGCUUAAACGUCGACGAAUCGGCGCGUGUUUCGCGUGAUAUUUCGCCGUUGUUGUUUGUAUACAUUUUGCGAGCGUGUUGACCGCAAUUCGUUAAUCGCAUAGUGGCUAAUAAUAAUUCGAUAAUCUUAAUCUAAUAAUAUCGUUUAUCCGAUUAUCGUCUCCGUUUCACGCGUCUGAGAUUGUUUUCGAUUUCGGCGGCGUGGACUACAGACCACAGAGUAUCGCGGUAUGGUAAUGUGGAGUGUGGACGACUGACGAGUGACGGGCGGCGACGACACGCAUCAUCGGAUCACGGUUUUGAUAAACUGAUAACGGCACGGUACACCGUUGAUAACGAAAAGUUAUAUUAUUAUUUUCUCGUUGAUAGCCACUACUCAAGUCUGGUCUACUCUCGAUUUCUAUUGCGCAAAGUCGAUACUGCUGAUACACUCAACAUGAAAAUUUAACGUCGAACCCCGGACCGCGACCGUUUUGCGAGGAUAUCGUUUGUUUUUAGUUUUCUCCUCUUUGUCAUAAGUCGUGAACUGACUUUUGUCUUCGGCGACUUUUAAAAAGUUGUGAUAAGCACACUUAGCGGUGGUUCGUCUGUCCUACGUGCAUAACGCUUGAUUUCAUGUACGUUGAUCGUAUGCAUUAACAGCCUCGUUGUCUUCGUCGUCUUCGCCGUCAUGAGUACGACAUAUUACGAUCCGGAUGGUUUACAGAGCGUCAAACGCAGACGUACUUCUAACUUCCGUGACACGUAUUUGCGUAAUCGCGAGUAUGGCUUCCGACCCAAGUAUGGCGAUCAAAGUCGUUUACAUUGCGAGAUGUAUACAUCCAUUUAUCCCAUCGCUAAAUGGGAAUACGACGUUUCAAACAAUGACAUCACCAAUCCGGCUGGUAUAUUCAAUUUGGAAUUCUCCCCAGAUGGGAAAAUAUUGGCAGCAGCAUGCGAAAAGAAGAGCAUUAUGUUAUUUGAUCCUGUUACUCAAAAGUAUAUAACAUCAAUAAAAAAAGCCCAUAAUGAUUGUGUUAAUUGUAUUAAGUUUUUAGAUUCUCGUAUGUUUGCAACUUGUAGUGAUGACACAACAAUAGCAUUAUGGGAUGUUCGAAAUCUUAAAGACAAUAUAAGGGUAUUGAGAGGGCAUUGCAAUUGGGUAAAAAGUAUUGAAUAUUCAGCAAAAGACAAUUUACUUGUUUCCAGUGGAUUUGAUGGGCAAAUUUAUACAUGGGAUAUUAAUAGUUACUCAGAAGAAGGGAGAGUUCCCAAUAACUCUGUAUGUCACAUUAAUGGACUUAUGCGUAUUAAACUUCUUCCUGAUUCUAGCAAAUUAAUUGUUUGCACGACAAGUGGCUUCAUAUUACUUAUAAACAAUUUAGACUUGGAGACACUUGGUACAGAUAUUCAAGGAUUCAAACCAAACAUGUAUCGUUUGAUGCAACUGAGUAAAACUACCAUUCCUAAUGCAGCUGCACACACACACAUGUUUACUCGAAAACGAAACCGUGUUGAAUUCAUUGUAGAUUUUCCUAGAAAUGAUGAUGCCGAAAUAAUAUCUUCUAUCCAGGUACACCCACAAGGUUGGAAUGUAUUAAGUCGAAAUGUUACCACUGAUGAACAGUCUGAAUGGACAUGUGUACAUGAUAUACAAGACUUUGCUGUUCCUAAACAACAACAAAAUGAACCUGAAGAACUGAGUUCUGAAGAAGCAAACUCAUUGGAACAUUCUUUAGCUGAUGACCCAAUGGAAGGAAGACUACAUCGACGCACUCAUGUUGUGAUUCCUCGAGACAUAAAUGUUGGCAUAAGUAGUAUGAUACCAUUUUCUGUGUUAGGACCAACUAGAGGUAAUCGCCAAGCUGACUUAUGGGAAGCAAUGAUGAAUGUCAAUAGUGGUAAUCGCAUAAGAAGUUUAAGAUAUUUAUCAGAAGGACGAGAGCGAAUAUUAGGAACAUAUUCUGGUGUACGGAUCGUACGUAGUGCAACUGGAUUACAAGAUCAAGACCAAGACGACAUGGAGGAAAUGAUAGCAGAUGAUGAUACCGCUUCAGAGCGAUUAGUCACAGUAUUAUUUAACCGGAAUGGCAAUCGUGUGCCUGAUAUCAGAAUGCGUGGUUAUCUAUCCCCAAAUUCUAGAAUUGAUAUCACUCGACCAAGUAGACGUAGUACGGUAGAAGUAGGAACUGGUACAGAUGCAGUGGUGUUUAUUGGCAAUAGGCAACGUCGUAACAACUAUGUUCUGAAUUGUAUGAAUAGAUUUCAAGUGCCCCUUAAUCAUAAAAUACACAAAAAUUUUAAUCGUCUUACACAUUUUAUUGAAGAGGCAAAUGUGGGUAGAGGGUACAUCAAAGAACUUUGUUAUUCUAGCGAUGGGCGUAUAAUAUGUUCACCCUUCAGUCAUGGAGUAAGACUAUUAUCAUUUUCGCCCAACUGUGAUGAAUUAUCUACUUUGCUUCCAAAACUGCCAGGUGUAAAACUUCAUGAGAUUGGUACAAACGUUUCUCAUUCUAACAUUGUACUCUGUACCAAAUUCUCACCAGUCCAUCCUUUGCUCGUAUCUGGUUGUUUAGCUGGUCGAAUCGUUUGGUACCAACCGAGACUAUAAUUAAUACUUAAUGACUAUAAUAUUGUAUGUAUAUUAUGUUUUUUAUUUAUAAUAAUCUACUAUUCAAGUUUUGAAUAAUACAUUUUUUGUUUGUUUUAACAUUGAAACUUAAUGCCACUGUAUGUAUAGAACAUACAAAGACAACAUAUCUUCUCAUGUAUAAAUAUGUUACUUGUAUCGAAUAUGUCAACGAUUAUAUUCAUAAACAAUAUUUAAGGUCUAGUUUACUCCAAAUAGUUUUUUUUCGUAUGGAUGUAAUGAAAUAUAUAAAAAGUUAGUCACUUGUACGCAAAAUAUGUAUGCUCAAUAAGUAAGAGACUGUAUAAACAUCAUUUAUUCUUGUCUUUCUUUUUUCUUUUUCUUUAAAAAAAAAAGAUUAAAUGAUCGCAAUAGUUUAAUUUUUUUAUCUAGACAAUUUCCAACUGUUGUACAUUUUGCAACACGAUCUUUUUUGAUACUACUAGACCUUAAGAACAAUGCAGUGGCUUAUUUGUAAUACAACAAUAAUCUCAGUUUUCAUAAAAUUCUACAACUUGAUACAACAAGCAUUAGUAAACAUUUUACUGGGUGAAUCAUGUAUCUACCAGACUAAUUGGUAUUAAGAAAGUUCUAAAAUACUUAUAAUAUCAAUGGAAUUGAUAAGGACUUCAACAAUAUUUGCUUAUCGUGAUAAAUAUUUUUAAAUCUCACAAUUUAUUUCGAUAACGCUAUUAACAAAAAUUGAUUUAUUACCAAUGUUGAAUCCAUGAUAAAAGAACUUAUUUUGGUAAAAAAAAUUACUACCUACUGUUACUAUUAUUAUAAUCUCGGGUAAGUGCAUUCUAGCUUUGUCUAAUAAUUAUAAGGUGCCUUAAAAAAUAAUUUUUGUUUCGUCUAAAUAGUAAAUGUUAUUGACACUUCCAACUAAGAAUGUUUUGUUAGGUUCUCUCUGUAAUAUAAUAUUUUUCCGAUAAUAAUGUAAAUUAUUAUUUAUUAUUGUUUGUUUUUCAUUAUAAUUACCUCAUGUUAAUGUAAAUAGGGGAUUAAAUAUUAUAUCAAAAUUAAUUAUUAUUAUUAUUAAAUAUUUGUAUCCAGAGCAAUAAAAAAAAAUUUUACAAAUUGUAUGUAUCAUAGUACAUGCUAUAUGUAUAUAUAUAUAUAUAUCAUAAACAUAUAUACUAUAUGUAGUAAUAUAUUAAUUAUCCAUUAUUGUUUUUUCGAUACUAUCUCGUGUUUAUUCCUUUCGAACACUUAUGGUCACUAUACUAUUCCUCUGCACUGUCGUUUUUGUUUUUUAUCCAUUUUGAAGGCUUACUGAAUUAGUUUUACUGACAUUAAACACACACUCCCUUUGUAUGCCUUAAUAUAUAUAAUAAAAUAAAACAUUUGUAAAGCUCGAA
Molecule: messenger RNA, 4455 nt
Organism: Rhopalosiphum padi (bird cherry-oat aphid)
Lineage: Eukaryota; Metazoa; Arthropoda; Insecta; Hemiptera; Aphididae
Product: DDB1- and CUL4-associated factor 10
Exons: 8
Coding region: 1157-3076 (639 amino acids)
Cellular component (GO): Cul4-RING E3 ubiquitin ligase complex
Molecular function (GO): protein binding
Source: RefSeq, a predicted model, not a curated record